Molecule: messenger RNA, 2408 nt
Organism: Rana temporaria (common frog)
Lineage: Eukaryota; Metazoa; Chordata; Amphibia; Anura; Ranidae
Gene: ESAM
Product: endothelial cell adhesion molecule
Exons: 7
Coding region: 394-1704 (436 amino acids)
Biological process (GO): homophilic cell-cell adhesion
Cellular component (GO): plasma membrane; adherens junction
Molecular function (GO): cell-cell adhesion mediator activity
Source: RefSeq, a predicted model, not a curated record
UCAGCAGUGUCUGAGUGGGAUUUGCUUCUUCCUCUGCGCUGCAGGCUCCACAUUCAGCACCUGCUCCCUGUCCCCCCUGCACUGCCCUCUUCAUCCUCCAGGUGGAGCCAGCACUCCCCUCUCAGUGCAGGUAAGGCUCCAAGCCCCAUAGACUUGGCCAGACUCUGGUCUGAGUUGAGCCAUUGAGUUCACAGCAGUGCUGGGUGUGACCUGCAGAGCUGACACUGUGUGCUGCUGGAUCUAUACCCUGAAGCUGCUCAGCCAGUGCAGUGUGCAUGCUGCAGGUGUCCCCUUACCCCUCCACCCACUGGCCCACUUUGGAUUACAUUACAGCAGCUGUACAGAAAGAAGAAUUACUCCAGAGGAGCUGACAGCGCAGCCUGGGAAUCCAGCAUGAGGAGUACAGUGACAGCAGGGGGACGCUGGCUGGUGGCGCUGGGCACUCUUCUCCUUCUGGAUCUCACUUUGGCGUUGGUGGAGGUCCAUGUGGAGCAGAAAUCGGUGACGGCGGUGGAGGGACACGGUAUUACUCUCCCCGUUUGGUACUCCAGCAGCUCUGAAGAAAAGCCAUAUGUAAUAUGGUUCAUACAGCGUGAUCAGAUGGAGCAGGUGCAGAUCUUGAAAUACAUGGAUGGAGAGACUUCCGUGGCUUCGGAUUUUAAAAAUCGCCUGAGCUUCGCCCAUGCCAUGCCGGUGAGGAACAUCUCCAUCGUCAUCAAUAGGACGUUGGCGACGGAUGCGGGAAAGUACCAAUGUUACGUCAAUCUGAAAAACGACGAAAGCAUCGGCAGCAGCAACAUCGGGGUGGUGGAUGUGUCCAUCCUGGUUCCUCCUUCUAAACCCACCUGCCAACUAAAUGGAAGUCCGUAUAUUGGUGCCAACAUCACCCUCAGCUGCCGGUCAUCGUCGGGGCAACCGAAUCCCAACUACUCCUGGAUAAAGAAAGCCACGACCAAUGUGGUAUUCUUCCCGCCAGCCCACGAUUCUGUGAAGGGGACCUUAACUCUGACGAAUAUUACCAGUGAACACAGUGGAACUUAUGUGUGUACAUCCAAGAACACGGCCGGUGUGGCGGAGUGUAAUAUCACAAUGGAGGUCACCUCAGCGUCCAGAGUGGCCAUCAUAGUCGGGGCUGUGGUCGGGUCGAUUGUCGGUUUGUGCUGCCUGGCCAUCUUGAUAACUGUGUUGAUCUAUUUAUACCGACGGCAGAAGAAGGAAGCUCAGGACGAGAUAGAGAAUGAUAUUAAGGAGGACGCAGCGGCCCCGAAAACGCUCACCUGGGCCAAAGCAAAUGGGUCAGAGCUUACUUUCAAAAACGGCACCCUAUCCUCCAUGAACAGCAACCGGGACCACAAGCCUUACCCUCCCAAAUCCCCCUCUGACACCACCUCCAUAAAUACCGCAACAGGCAGCACUGCCGGCUACAGACCCCCCUAUAUCAGCGACAGAGUCCGAGUCACAACACCGACCCCUAGUAUGUCCAGCCAGUCCCUGCCCUCGUACAUGGCGCCAAUAAAUGGCAACUACUACACUACCGCCGUGCCAACAAACAGAAGCUCCACCCAGAAAACAAAUGGCGUGGAACAGCAAGCUCCCAGGAAGGAUUUAAACGUUUCGUCUGGGGUGACUGCGUCCAAUCUGGUGCGCAUGGGGGCCGUGCCCGUUAUGGUUCCAGCUCAGAGUCAGGCGGGGUCCUUGGUGUGAACCGGAUCAGUAUUAUUUAUGACUGAAUGUUUACAAGACUAAGCAGCCAACGUUGAUCUAAAAAAAAAUCUUCAUUCCGCACCGAUAUGGGCGAUGUAUCCUACUGAUUUCCCAAGACAAGCUGGAUCUUAACGGCCAAUGGGAUCUUCCCUCUGUGUCCUUACAAUGCAUCCACAUCUGUUCUGUCACCUGCAGACCCUCCCAGUUCUCACGUUUGUGAAAUGACCCAUCACUGUCCAAAGCACCGUUUUAUAUUCACAGACGAGCACUUAACUCGAGUCCUUACUUUUUUAUAUUUUGUAAUUUUAUCCUUUUUGCUGCAACAUAUUGACAUUUGAGAAGAAACCGGCUCGUUGGAAAAGUCAAGUGUUUUUUUUUUCUACGGACAAUCCUAAAAAAAAAUUACAGCCUAACUAAAUCAGCUAAAUACAUUCAGAGGCAUCAAAACCUAAAAUGUGUGUUUUGCUUUAAAAGGCAUUCACAGCCUGAGUAGAAAAACCUGUCCCCUGCCAGCAUGCUGCAGAGAAGGGCUCUUGCUCUCUUUAUGGAAGCAGUGGUCUCUCUGCAAAGGGCUGACAUGCCCCCUGCUGAGUCUGACCUAUAGCUUUGCAAUCAGUAAAAUGCAUAAUUGGAGAGCGCUAGCUCUGACUCAGCAGGGGGUGUGUGGGAAUUCUGCAGGGAGACCACUGUUUUCACAUAGAGAG